Molecule: messenger RNA, 512 nt
Organism: Aspergillus eucalypticola CBS 122712
Lineage: Eukaryota; Fungi; Ascomycota; Eurotiomycetes; Eurotiales; Aspergillaceae
Exons: 2
Coding region: 53-406 (117 amino acids)
Source: RefSeq, a predicted model, not a curated record
AAGAGAAGAAGCAAAGCCUCUUACUUUACCAGAAAACACAAAUCACCUCAUUAUGGGCCUUCCACCACCAACCGAACCAACUCCUCCAUAUGAAGAAACGGAACCGACUAGCCGCCACAAUCACACCUACUCAACUCUCACUCAAGCCAUCGAUGACCCCGAAAUCCAACUCCCAUCAUUCCACGAACUUGAUCAUGGCGACGGGCCUACCACAUCCUUGAUUCCGGGCGCUACCCCUCAAGAGCACUCACACUGCGAAGUGUGCGAGCGGAUCAUAAAUCGGCGAGAGAGACGACAAGCCCAUGCAGACUGCUGUCGGAUAGUAGCCAUGGUAUUUGUGGUUAUGUUUGUGUGUAUGAUGAUACUGGGGAUAGUUAUAGCCAAGGCGGCAUCGAGACGGAAAUGAUGGGUACUCUGUCUUCAUUUUAGAGGAGUAUAUAAGCGUAUAUACUGGAGGAAUGACCCUUGGGCUGUUGUUGUACAAACAGGACGGAGUGAUAUCUAGUAGAGAG